GUCCCGGAAGAGGGCGCCGAGGACCAAGGAACUGGGAGAUGGAGGCACCGCUGGUGUUGCUGGUGAUGGGCGUGAGCGGCUCCGGGAAAUCUACCGUGGGCGCGCUGCUGGCCUCUAAGCUGGGAUGGAAAUUCUAUGAUGCCGAUGAUUACCACUCUGAAGAGAAUCGGAUGAAGAUGGGAAAAGGGGUACCUCUGAGUGACCAGGACAGGAUCCCAUGGCUCUGCAGCUUGCAUGACAUUUUAGUAAGAGAUGUGGCCUCAGGACAGCAUGUUGUUCUAGCCUGUUCAGCACUGAAGAAAAUGUACAGAGACAUCUUGAUACAUGGAAGAAAUGAUGUGCCUUUGAAAAGCAAUGAGUCAGCAAAGGGAAAGCUGGCUGGCGAACAGCUCUUGGUGGUCUACCUCUGUGGGUCGUUUGAGAUCAUUUCCAGACGCUUGUUCCAACGAAAAGGACAUUUUAUGCCGCCUGAGUUACUGCAGUCUCAGUUCAGUAUUCUGGAGCCCCCAUCAGCUCCUGAAAACUUCAUCCAAGUCAGCGUGGACCAAAGUGUCUCGGAGAUCGCUGACGCCAUUAUGGAGGAGCUGCAAAUGAAGUAAUCACUUCUCACCUGUGGUUUACAGCGCACUCUGGUUCCAAGCGCCUCACCAGUGAGUGGUGAAUUCUAAAUCCCUAACUGAGAACAAACCACAGUGCGUGGAGGUCACUGUUUGACUGUAUUGACAGGAGUCUGUGGUAUGCUUGGCAUCCUGCAGGUGUGCCAGGAGGAGGGAAAGGAAGUCAAAAGUUAAAGCUGAAACUUGUGUAAAGUCAUGUAUAAUGCAACCAGAUUGUCAGUGGAAAUCCUGUAAUCAAUGCUAGAAAUCACUACCACUCAAAAGAA
Peromyscus maniculatus bairdii (prairie deer mouse) is the source of this 883-nucleotide messenger RNA. RefSeq names its product IDNK gluconokinase (gene Idnk). The record is from RefSeq and is a predicted model, not a curated record. Gene Ontology annotation, molecular function: gluconokinase activity. Gene Ontology annotation, cellular component: cytoplasm. Lineage: Eukaryota; Metazoa; Chordata; Mammalia; Rodentia; Cricetidae.